This is a messenger RNA of Salvia splendens (bonfire salvia), 1083 nucleotides long. RefSeq lists its product as uncharacterized. The transcript is spliced from 3 exons. Bases 1 to 1083 code for a protein of 360 amino acids. The record is from RefSeq and is a predicted model, not a curated record. Lineage: Eukaryota; Viridiplantae; Streptophyta; Magnoliopsida; Lamiales; Lamiaceae.
AUGGAGAUUAUUGGAAAGCUGGAGAUCAAUCUACCUUUCUUACAAGCAUUGAAAUUGCCACCGUUUAGCUGGAGAUUAUUGGAAAGCUGGAGAUUCAUAAAGGAUUUCAUAGCUGGGAAGACGAAAGUUGACGGGAAAAUAGUGAUUGGGGAAAGUGUGUCCGCUGUUAUCCAGAAGAAGAGACUUCCUUCAAAACGAACCGACCCUGGGAUGUUCACUCUGCCGAUCGUCAUUGGGGACGUGAGUAUUGAACACGUUAUGUGCGACCUGGGAGCCUCCAUUAAUGUACUACCCUUCUCGGUGUACAAAAGACUAACUGCAGUCAGACUGGUGGAUACGAAGGUGGUUAUUCAGCUAGCACACAGAUCGUACAUAAACCCAGAAGGAGUUCUAGAGAACGUAAUAGUGAGGGUGCACAACUUCCUUUAUCCGGCGAAUUUCCACGUAAUCCGUAUCAAUGAGUCGGAGGUUGGAGAAUCGAGUGGAGUGUUGUUGGGAAGACCAUUUCUCAGGACAACUAAAACUAUAAUUGAUGUCAGCGACGGCAUGAUUUACCUUGACUAUCAUGGAGAAAAGUUCACGUUCAAUAUUGAUGAAGCCAUGAAGAAGCCAUUAGACAUUGAAAAUUUACAUUCUCUUGAUGUCAUUACCCAUUUGGCUUCUAAGUUGAGUGACACAAUUGAAAAGGAGGUCGCAGGGUGGUGCGAGGCGCUGAUCACACAAGACUUGACGGACGAAGAAAUUAAUGAGGCGAUUAUGGGAUUUUGUCAGAGGCCAGGUCUGGAGAAGUUACCCGACUUUAGGGAAUUGGCUGUGAAGGAUAUGGAGAAAAACCCAUUGCCUCAAGAGGUGAGCCCACCUAAGAAAGAGCUGAAGACAUUGCCUCCUAGAUUGAAGUACGCUUAUCUAGGAGAGGAGAAGACUUUACCGGUUAUAGUGAACAACCAGUUGUCCGAUGAACAAGAAGAGAGACUGUUGGAGGUUUUGAAGAAGAAUCAGAAAGCACUCAAAUGGACUCUAUCGGAUCUGGUGGGAGAAAAGAUGAAGAAAAGUUCCAGAAAAAGUUUUAAAGUUGAGUUCUAG